This is a messenger RNA of Aethina tumida (small hive beetle), 4844 nucleotides long. RefSeq names its product anoctamin-8. Gene Ontology annotation, biological process: chloride transmembrane transport. The transcript has 18 exons. The record is from RefSeq and is a predicted model, not a curated record. NCBI's taxonomy places the organism in Eukaryota, Metazoa, Arthropoda, Insecta, Coleoptera, Nitidulidae. Gene Ontology annotation, cellular component: plasma membrane. Bases 130 to 3165 code for a protein of 1011 amino acids. Gene Ontology annotation, molecular function: chloride channel activity.
GACGGCCGGUUACCUAACGCGAAGCCCUCGCCAUUGAUUGUCGCGGCCGAUUGAUUGGCCGUGCCGAUUUGAAACCGCGCGAUACCCACGAUCCGACCGGCUGCGUGUUGUGUGUUGAUGUUGCGGUGAAUGUCAGAUGAGGGCGAGAUGGCGUCCCCAGAGGCCGAACGCGAGACCGUGUCAUCCGGCGGCCACUUACGCAGGAGGAAGAUUGUUGAAUGCGCCCAGCAGAUCACCGAACAAGCUUCCGAACUGUUGAAGAAAAAGAUCCCGUGCGCCGGCCACUUCCUGGCCCCCAAACGUCUUUGGCUGAAGCGCGUCUCGACGCCGAACUGCGAUGUGGUCGUGGUGUUCAGAGCGGGCGCCGAGGACUCGGUGCUGCUCUGGUUGUUGGGCAAGCUCCGUCAAUCUCCCGGCCUCACCGUCCACGUCAGGCAUCACGCUUCCACGCAAACCAGCGCCUUUUACCUCACGGCCCCCUUCCACGUUUUGUUAAAAGCCGCCGAAGAAUACCAUCUGCCCAAAGUGUUGAAACAGAACAAGGGUGGCGGGCUGAAGGAGUUUCUGAUGCACGAUUGCCAAUCGUACGAGGGUUUCGAGGACGAGGAGCACUUUUUCACCACCUGCGAGAAACAGUGGCUGGUGCUACGUCUGUUGGAGAGCAUCAGGGCGAAACCCCACGAUCUGGACUCGUUGCCCGGCAUCACUUUGCUAGAAGGACAACCCAUUGUGCCCAAAUGCCUUAUUUCCGGUGUUAUAUCGCAGAUAUUCCCAUUACAUGAGCCCUCGGCACUGGAGAGGCUGCAGCAGACUUGGGUUAGAGAUAUAUUUGCCAGACAACCUUUGGACGACAUAACGGAGUAUUUCGGAGUGAAAAUUGGAAUGUAUUUUGCCUGGCUGGGCCAUUAUACCACGGCUUUGAGUAUUCCGGCGGUGGUUGGUUUCAUAUUCUGGUUGUGCUGUAACGGAAGACAUCAAACUUUGGAAGAUAUCGGUUACGUGCUGUUCUCGGUGUUCAAUGUUGUAUGGGUGACGACUUAUUUGCAAGCUUGGAAACGUUAUUCGGCUGAGUUGGCAUUUAGAUGGGGUACUCUAGAUCAAAGGGACGACUUGCUAGCUGAGCCCCGUCCGCUUUUCAGGGUAGCGCGACAUGUUAUGAUAUGUUCUCAGGGGCCGCUGCACGCCAGCCCCGUGACCGGACGUCUGGAGCCCUACCAUCCACCCUGGAAGCGUCACGUGUUCCGCUAUCUGAUCUCGGUGCCCAUCAUCGUCUUCUGCCUGUCCUCCGUCUUCUUCAUCAUGAUCGUUUCGUUGCAAAUACAAGAUUGGUGGGAUGGAUUGUUGGAGUACCGUGGCUUUCCCAUGUGGUUGGGGUAUUUGCCCAAGAUUAUGCUAGCGGUUGUAAUUUCUUUGAUGGACGAAGCUUACUUUAAAAUUGCCAUCUGGCUGAAUGACAAAGAGAAUUAUCGUCUAGAGACCAAGUACGAGAAUCAUCUCAUCGGUAAAGUGGCAUUGUUUCAAUUUGUCAACUCUUUCCUAUCACUGUUUUAUAUUGCAUUUUAUCUACAAGACCAGGCCAGGCUAAAAGAGCAACUCGCUGCACUUUUAAUCUCAAGACAGGUGAUAGGAAACCUCAAAGAGUCGGCCCUUCCUUACAUGCUGGAACAUUUGCGACUGGCCAAAAUGAGUUUCGAUUUGUGGGGUGCUUUAAGUCCGGUUGUGGCUAGGCCUCCGCCAGGACAAGAAGCAGAACCGGCAACCAAACAAGACGAGGAAACCAAAGAAACAGGUUCGGAGCAAGCCAGUGCUAAAAGGAGCAUCAGCCAAGCUGAACUAGAAUGUUCCCUUUAUAAAUAUGACGGUACGUUCGCUGAUCAUUUGGAAAUGACCAUUCAGUUGGGAUAUGUGAUACUGUUUUCGUCCGCAUUCCCACCAGCUGCUCUUUGUGCCAUGUUCAACAAUCUGAUUGAAAUAAGAAGUGAUGCUUUCAAAUUAGCUUACGUGUGUCAAAGACCUUUCGGGCAGAGAGUACCUAAUAUUGGAACCUGGCAGAAUUGUAUGGAGUACAUGAGUAUAAUGGCUGUCUUGGUGAAUUGUGCCCUCAUUGGUCUGUCCGGUCAAGUACACAGGAUGUUUCCCGAUAUGACAGCCACCCAAACAAUACUACUAAUAGUUGCCCUAGAGCACAUAAUGUUGGUGAUACGCUUCAUAAUAACAUGCGCAAUACCAGACAUACCAGGUUGGUUGGCCACCGAAAUGGCCAAAAUAGAGUGGGCCAGGAGAGAAGCCAGUCGAAUGACGAAUGCAACUCCAUCGCCGGAAGAGUUCUCCUCCAAAUUGAUAGGUAGAUUUUCCGUUUCACCCAGCCACAGUCUAGUUUCAGCCCAACCUCUGAGAAAAUCCGAAGAGAAACUAAAGGAACCCGAGGAGCAGACCGAAGUAAAGGAACGUUCGGCCAGCAUCACACCCGUGCUAACACCGACCACCUCCAGUUCGACUUCCACCUCCCACAAGAACAUAUCGAUCACGGCGAGCAGCAUACAGGAAAUACCACCGUACCGGCCCAAAAAGUCCAAGGAUUGGACGGUACCUGAGCAUGAGAGUUCCCAUCACUUGACGAUUGGACCUAGUGGGGGCGUCGAGUGGGCGAGGCGUCUAAAAGAGGAAGCUGACAUACACAGGAGCACCGACUGCAUCACACCCAAAGAUGCGUCAAGUUCAGAUUCAGACUUGUUCAAGAACAGUCCCCUGUGGCCCCCCAGAAGCAGAUCCCCACCCGCCAAUCCUCACCCAAUUAUCCCCAUUAAAACCAAACCUGCACCCGCCGAGGCCUCACUCAGCGACAGUGCGAAGAGCGUGGCCAGUCAAGAAACUCCCGAAGAGGCGGCGGCUAGAGCUGCGGAAGAAUUGGCUGCCAAGAAGACGAGAGUGAAACAGAGCCUUAUGAAACGUGCCAGGUCAGUGGCGAUUUUCUCGCUGAAAUUGAAGGAACGCAGAGCGAGGGAGGCCGAGAAGGCGGCCAAACCUGUCACUCCGACCGCGGCCGCUCCUCUACCACCCCCGCAGUGCGGCGGCGGCGAGUUGUCUUGUAUACCAAUCGAAAUGCUCAUUCAGUUGGAGGACGUGAGGCGAAAUCAGAGGCCUAACCAACCAGGAACAUUGUAGCAACUUAACUAGGAAGUCAUGUAUAAAUAAAUAGUUAAAUUUUGUAUUAGUACCAUUAAAACUACAAUGAUAUAAAUGAGGCUGAAUUAUUUUAGUAUACUUUUAGUGAUUAACAGUGCUUUUGUAGUUGAUUUUUAUUGAUGUAAAAUUGUAACCAGAUAGGACCUCGGUAAUUGUGAAAUCUUGAUUUCUUUUUUAUUUAACAAAUCAGCAAAUCCAAAAUUAAAAUGCCUCUUGUCUUUAAGUUCGAAGCAUAAGUAGUGUUUAUAAAUAAUUUAAAAGUAUCUAUCUAUACAUACUAGUAUUUUCCAAUUUGAACGACAACAUAUGAUGGUAAACAUCUGUAGUGAUCUCAUAUAAUAUACUCUUCUUCACUGAUGAUUUAGUAGUACGUGACGUAUAUAUUUAUAAUAAUUUCACCUUUUACUAAUGUCUUUAAUCUAGCUUAUGUGUAUUAAAUACAUAUCUUUGCAACAUUGUAUCUGUAACAGCUUGGCAUCUUGAAACGGUCCUGUCUGAACCCCCAAAAACAAAUUGUCAAGUCAACCAGCAUGAAAUAGUGCAUAUCUAUCGAUCACUUUCCAUCUAUUUACCCUUUUAUAGAUCGAUCGAUUGAAGACCCUGAUCUCCACAAACAUUAUCCAAUUGUGCUUGGUGUGACAUUAUUUAGAAAGUUAAUUAAAAAGUAAUGUGAUAUUAUCAUUCCGAAAAUUCCAAACGCAUUUAAUUGAUACAUUGCUUAUUGUGUUUGAACCAAUGUGAAAACCCUAUUUUAAGAUUACUGUUUCGAAACAUUUCACGUUCUAUAAAUCUAAAGCUGUUUAAGCAAUAAAUUGUUACCAUAUAAAAAUACAAAUAGUGAAUUGUUCAAUAUUUCACUAUAUACAUACCUAAUGUUGAUAGUUGCAUAAGAUUGUUUUAAAUUAUUUUUUAUAAUAUACAUACAUAUAUACGUUAAUGUGAACUUAGAUAUAAGACUGUAAUAUUGCGGACAAUUUUUAUUUUCUUGAAUCAACGAAUCCCCACAAGUUUAGACUGACAAUGAAAGUUCAAAGUACCACGUUCGAAGCCAUUAAAUACAUACAAUAUAUGUUGCAACAGCUGUGUCAAUUUUUAACUUAGGUAAAUGAAUAUGUGAAAAUAAAAAUGGUCCCACACAAAAAAAAAAAUAAUGUAGAUUAUAGAGAAGCUGUACAUCCAUUAUUGUUUCGCUAGUACCCACUACGUCCGAAAAUUAUUGCCUUUCAUAUGAGUUAUAUUUUUAUAAAUAGUUUAAAAUGUAUUUUUUUGCAAUCUCAGCCAAUAGAGAAUUACAUGGCAUUAAAUAUGCUAGUUAGCAUAAAAUGUGCAUAUUUUUAUAGCCCUGCUGAAGAUCAAUAGUUGUCAAUAAUAUUAAUAGAUGUUGGUUUUCUAUUAGCUGACGUUGUGUUUGAAGCUUAUAAAAGUCAAAAAUAGAAAUAAGACUGCAUAGUGACGUUGUAACGGCAAUCUAGUUUGUCUUUUUGUUAUUGAACAAUGAACAAUAUGAUGCAAUAAGGUUUGAAACGCUGCAUGAACUUCUUCAUUGUUCCAUCAGUAGCCAUUAAACUCAUAAUAUAAGAGGGCUUCAUCGAACUCCAUGUUGCUUAAGUGUUAAGCUUGUUAAUAUUGUAUUUACUAAAUAAAAUUAAAGAAAAUAU